AUGUCCCCAAACCCCGUUGUUGUCGUCUGCAGGAAAGUCUACGUCGGAAAUCUGCCCGUCCCCGUGACGCAGGGAGAGGUUCAGCAAUACUUCAACGAGCUGCUCAACUCGCUCUUGCCCCAAAAGGUUCCCGGCGACACGAUUGUGCACGUGUACGUGAACCCGGCGCGUCGAUUUGCGUUCUUGGAGCACCGAUCCAUUGAAGAGGCGAACUUCACGCUCGGACUCGACGGCGUCUCUUGGAGAAACUGCGCGCUGAGCCUCCGACGGCCACAGGACUACAACCCGACUCUGGCGGAUCAACAGUACAGAGAGGAACGCGCACGCCUCGGCAGCAUGACCGGCUUUGCUGUCCCGCCGCCGAGUCAAGCAGCGACCCCCGCCGCACCCGCAGAGAGCUCUCUCAUUGCUGGCGCCUUGGGCAUCGUCUCCACCACCGUCCCCGACAGUCCACACAAAAUCUUUAUUGGCGGGCUGCCGCACAGCAUCACAGAGCAAGGCUGCAAGCAACUUCUGGAGGCCUUCGGUCAGCUGCGAGCGCUCCACGUUGUCAAAGACCAGCAGCGAGGAGAUUGCAAAGGCUUCGCUUUCUGCGAGUAUCUCGAUCCGAAUGUGACGGACGUGGCAGUCGCGGGGUUGAACAACAUGCGGAUCGCGGAUCGCGUCUUGCAAGUCCGGCGAGCGAUGCCACACGGGCAAAUGAAAGCGGGGACCGACGGCUCGAGUUCUCCCGCUCCUGCUGCGCCCUCGAUUGUUGGGACUCUGAGCAAAGUCAUCGCGAUCCACAACAUGUUGCCGCCUCUGCCUCUGGUGCCAGUCCUGCUUCGCGAGGCAACUGCGACGGAGGCUCGGAUUCGCGCGAGCCCGUACGGCGAAGUUCUCUUUGUUGACGUCUUAGAGAACCUCGCCACUUCCGCCGCAGCAAAGGGAGAGGGCGUUCCCGUCCUGGUCGAGUUCCGAGACGUCGAUUCAGCCAUUCAGGCGAUGGCCGGCAUACAGGGAAGCACGUAUGAUGGCCGGUCCCUCAGCGUGGUUUUCGCGGAGCCGUCAGCCGGAAUGAAAAAAGCGGCAGUCCUCCGUAUCAUCCAAGAAGCGGGCGGGAGCGCGGCGGUGCCUGCGAAGGCGCGUCCCCCCCCCCCAGCUGCGUCCGCGGGAGUCGCCACGCCCGCGAAAACGGAUCCCUCCGGAGCGCGGGAACUGCAGCAGGAGCAGGGCGCGUCGCCAUGUCCAGGACAUUCUGAGGAAGGCGCCGAAAGCGACAAAAAAUGUCCCUCGCCAGCCGUCCAGGCCUCUGCCUGUGCGCCUGUGUCGCGCAGCCCAGCUGAGGCCGCCGCGGCGGGGUCAGCGGCAGUAGCUGCGUUCCUGUUUGGUGGAUCGAACUCUCCAGCGACGGGUCGUGGCGUGGAAAGCAGCCAGCAAAACGGCCAGCGAAACGCGGGGACCGAGUCGGACUCGAAGGCGGAUUCGGGGGUGCCCUCGCAGAUAGGUGACCGCCACGGACCCGCGACAGGCAAAACCGAAAACGUGCACGACCUCUCUGAACAGGCCGGCUCUGAGGCCCAAAAGGACGGCACAGGCAGCCUACCGGCCGCGGCUCCGGCCGCGGCUCCGGCCGCCGGUGAGGACACGGUCGCGGGAAAUAGCAAGGAGGAAGAGAAACAAGGAUAG
Molecule: messenger RNA, 1668 nt
Organism: Neospora caninum
Lineage: Eukaryota; Apicomplexa; Conoidasida; Eucoccidiorida; Sarcocystidae
Product: rna recognition motif (RRM)-containing protein,related
Exons: 12
Coding region: 1-1668 (555 amino acids)
Cellular component (GO): U2AF complex; commitment complex; U2-type prespliceosome
Molecular function (GO): poly-pyrimidine tract binding; pre-mRNA 3'-splice site binding
Source: RefSeq, a predicted model, not a curated record